CGCCCGGGACCCCUCGUCCUCCACAGCCUCGGGGGAGGGAGGCAGGGAGGCUCCGGCCUCGCCCCCAGGGUUCCCCCCAGGACCGGCAGGGCCGGCCGGGAUCCCCCCCCAGGACCGGCCUCUGGGACACCGGGGACACCAGGACCAGUCCCAGGGCCACCAGGACUAGCCCCCAGGGCCACCUGGACCAGCCCCAAGGCCACCAGGACCAGCCCCGAGGCCACCAGGACCAGCCCCGAGGCCACCAGGACCAGCCCCAGGGCCAGCAGGACCAGCCCCGGACCAGCAGGAUGGCCCCCUCGCCCGCUGCUUGCCUCCUCCUCGUCGCCCUCCUGCUCCACGAGGACCAGACCGGAGUGGCUGCCAAGGGCGGAUGUGGCGGUCAUGGCUGUGGAAAAUGUGACUGCAGUGGAGUGAAAGGACAAAAAGGAGAUCGGGGUCUUCCUGGAUUACAAGGCGUGAUUGGGUUCCCUGGAAUGCAAGGCCCCGAGGGACCACACGGACCCCCGGGAUACAAGGGAGACAGUGGAGAACCAGGCCUUCCAGGAACAAAAGGAACAAGAGGUCCACCAGGCAUCUCAGGUUUUCCAGGAACACCAGGAAUUCCUGGUAUUCCUGGCCAAGAUGGCCCCCCUGGCCCCCCUGGUAUCCCAGGAUGCAAUGGUACAAAGGGUGAUAGAGGCCCAGCUGGACCUCCAGGUUUACCAGGAUUUCAUGGACAGACAGGACCCCCAGGGAUGCCAGGAAUUAAGGGAGACCCAGGUGAAAUACUCGGCCAGCUGCCUGGAAUGCUGUUGAAAGGCGAAAGAGGCUUUCCUGGUUCUCCUGGACAAAUGGGUGCCCCAGGACUUCCAGGGGAACGAGGCCCCGUUGGCCCUACGGGAUAUCUAGGACCACCAGGUCCUCCUGGUCCACCGGGCCCUCCAGGCGAAAAGGGACAGAUGGGUUUGAGCUUCCAAGGGCCAAAAGGUGACAAGGGUGAUCAAGGUGUCAACGGACCUCCAGGACAACCAGGACAAGCACCUCACAAGAUAGAAAAAGGGAAUUUUGUUCCUUAUGUACAAAAGGGUGAAAAAGGUGAACCUGGGAUUCCGGGAAUUCAAGGCUCUGGAGAAAAAGGAGAACCUGGAAUUCCAGGACCACGGGGAAAACCAGGAAAAGAUGGCGAAAAAGGAGAAAUGGGACCGCGUGGCUUCCCAGGAGAAGCUGGAUUCCCGGGCCUCCCUGGGCGAGACGGUCCUAAGGGAGAUAAGGGACAUGCAGGUCCUCCAGGAGAGCCAGGAGCUUUUGCAAGCAUAAAGCCUGGAGAAAAAGGAGAACGAGGUUAUCCCGGGAUUCCUGGUCAGAAAGGUGAACCAGGGCACAAAGGUUACCCAGGUUUACCAGGCCCGCCAGGCCUGCCGGGGCUCACUGUCCCAGGGCUUGUGGGACCCCCUGGACCACGUGGGAUAAAAGGCGAGAAAGGGCAUAAGGGAGUUCCCGGACAGUCGCUGCCGGGACCAAUGGGAAGAGAUGGGCAUCCUGGACUCCCGGGACCCCCCGGCCCGCCUGGCUUGCCAGGCGUCAUAACUGGAGAUGUGGACUGCAUGCCUGGACCACCGGGAGAACCAGGCCUUCCAGGACCUCCAGGACAAAUGGGACUCAGUGGGGAGAUGGGGCAAAAAGGUGAUAAAGGAGAAGACUGCCUCAGCUGUGAUUCUGGAAAAGUCCCUGGACCCCCAGGACCACAGGGACCUAAAGGAGAAAGAGGCCUUCCAGGGCAGUCCGGGAUCAAAGGAGAUCGAGGUCAACCGGGGCGUGAUGGAAUGAUGGGAGUACCUGGUCUGCAAGGCAACCCAGGACUGAUUGGGCAGCCGGGAGUGAAGGGGGACCCCGGCGAUGUUAUCUUCGGCCCCGAUCUCAAAGGCGAUAAGGGAAAGCCAGGAAUCCCGGGUCCACCGGGCAUGCCAGGAAGGGCAGGACAACCCGGACGAGAUGGCCAACCAGGUCCUCCAGGUCCCAAAGGAUCCCCGGGCUUAGUCGGAGUGAAAGGAGACCGCGGUUUUCCUGGAGGACCUGGAGUUCCGGGGAGUCGUGGUGACGCAGGUCCCCCGGGCCCUCCCGGCGUCGGGCCCAGCGGCCCAGUCGGUGACAAAGGACAUCCUGGAUCGCCGGGAAGCCCAGGACCCCCGGGCCUGCCCGGGCCGAAAGGCAAUGACGGACAAGUCAUUUCUUUGAUGGGACACCCCGGGCCAAUGGGACUUCCGGGAACUCCGGGAUUUCCGGGACCACAAGGUGACAAAGGUUUCCCUGGGAACCCAGGAAGGCCGGGCAUCCCUGGAGAGAAAGGUUCUCCCGGUCAUCCGGGCAUCGGGUUCCCUGGGCCUCCUGGACCACAAGGUGCGGUUGGUGUGCCUGGGGAAAGAGGUCAACCUGGAACUCCAGGGUAUCCUGGGCUAAAAGGUUACCCUGGAAGCCCAGGAAUACCGGGACAAAAGGGUGAACCCGGCAUAGGUCUCCCCGGGCACAAGGGACAACCUGGCAUGCCCGGAAUUCCUGGCAUUCCCGGCCAGAAGGGGAACCCCGGCGGACCUGGCAUCCCGGGUGCACCGGGACAAAUCGGACCGCCUGGUUUGCAAGGAGAACAAGGCUUCCCAGGCCCGCCUGGAUUACAAGGUGUCCAGGGAUUGCCAGGAGCCCCAGGAAUUGGCCCUCAAGGACCCAUGGGCCCUCCGGGAGGGCAGGGACCACCAGGAUUGAAAGGCCAUCAAGGAAUUAAAGGAGAGAAGGGAUUCCCCGGUUUUCCAGGCCUGGAUAUGCCAGGCCCCAAAGGCGACAAGGGAAGCACCGGGGUGCCCGGCCCAACGGGCCACGCGGGCAUACCCGGCCCCCCCGGUCCCCAGGGGAACAUCGGGAUGCCCGGUAUCCCAGGCCUCAAAGGAGAAAUGGGGGUCAUGGGGACCCCCGGGCAGCCAGGCCCUCCAGGACCGAUAGGCACACCAGGAUUCCAGGGGCUGAAAGGGGAUCAAGGUUUCCCAGGGACCACAGGGCCCCGGGGAAAUCCGGGCUUCAAAGGUGACAAGGGUGAUGCGGGGCUUCCCGGCAAACCAGGCUCAAUGGAUAAAGUGGACAUGGACCACAUGAAGGGCCAGAAAGGCGACCAAGGAGAAAAAGGGCAGCUUGGUCCGUCUGGGGACAAGGGGUCAAGAGGAGACCCUGGAACUCCAGGAAUGCCAGGGAAAGCUGGUCAGGCGGGAACUCCUGGCCAUCCAGGACCUAAGGGUGAUCAAGGUCUCGAUGGAUCCCCAGGUUUUCCAGGAUCUCCAGGCCCUAAAGGAUCGGCCGGAGGAAUGGGCAUGCCAGGUCAACCUGGAGAAAAAGGUGUCCCUGGCCUGCCAGGCUCCCCAGGACACCCCGGCUUCCCCGGAUCCAAAGGCUCAAAAGGAGAGAAAGGAGUAGCUGGUGACCCUGGAAUCGGCAUUCCGGGCUAUCCUGGAGACAAGGGAGAUCCAGGAGUUCCCGGUUUUCCAGGAACCCCUGGAGAGAAGGGGGAUAAAGGCAGCCCAGGAAUUCCAGGAAUGCCCGGCCCACCCGGUCCCGGAGGCCAGCCUGGGAAUUUGGGCUACCCAGGAAGUCCGGGACUGCCUGGGGAAAAAGGGGACAAAGGACUUCCCGGCCUGGAUGGCCUUCCAGGACCCAAAGGCCAUACAGGUUAUCCCGGCCAGCCAGGACCUUCUGGUCCCAUUGGUCAGAAAGGUGAACCCGGGAGCGACGGAAUCCCUGGACCAGCUGGCGAGAAGGGUGAACCAGGUCUUCCAGGAAGAGGACGUCCAGGAUUUCCAGGCUCCAAGGGAGAUAAAGGUUCCAAGGGAGAACUGGGUUUUCCUGGAUCGCCAGGAAGUCCAGGAAUUCCAGGUCCCAGAGGAGACCAAGGAUUCAUGGGUCUUCCCGGUCCCCAAGGUCAACAAGGACCCCCCGGAAUGCCAGGCCAAGCUGUUGGAGGUCCCAAAGGAGAUCGGGGUCCACAAGGACAACCUGGCUCACCCGGUCUUCCGGGUCCUAUGGGGCCUCCUGGACAUCCAGGAUUAGAUGGAAUCAAAGGAGAAAAGGGAAGUACAGGUUGGCCGGGGGUUCGCGGCCCUGCUGGUGACAAAGGUGACCCAGGAAUUCAGGGCUUGCCCGGUAUUGGUGGUGUGCCAGGAGCAGCUGGUACUAAAGGUGACAUGGGACUUCCAGGAGUUCCAGGAUUUCCAGGUCAAAAAGGUUCCCCCGGGAUCCAGGGCUUCAAAGGAGAACGAGGAGAUCAAGGUUUCCCUGGAGCUAAAGGUCUCCCCGGCCCCCCUGGUGCCCCCGGGCCUUCCCAGGUGCUCCAAGGAGAACCCGGGCUGCCCGGCCAGGUGGGCCCGGCAGGCCCCAAAGGUUUCCCCGGCCCUCCGGGUCCCAAAGGACAACAAGGUGUGACUGGCUCUGCGGGGAUCCCCGGACCACCCGGCAUCCCAGGCUUUGAUGGUGCACCCGGACAGAAAGGAGAAACAGGACCCGUUGGUCCACCUGGCCCCAGAGGAUUCACCGGCCCACCAGGUCCUGAUGGACAACCGGGAGUUAUGGGACCACCAGGGACCCCUUCGGUCGACCACGGCUUCCUUGUGACCAGGCACAGCCAAACAAAAGAUGACCCUCAGUGCCCACCUGGAACCAAGAUCAUGUACAAUGGCUACUCCUUGCUGUACGUUCAGGGCAACGAAAGGGCUCACGGUCAGGACUUGGGUACAGCCGGAAGUUGUCUACGCAAGUUUAGCACUAUGCCUUUCCUGUUCUGCAAUAUCAAUAACGUGUGCAACUUUGCAUCGAGAAACGAUUAUUCCUAUUGGCUGUCAACCCCGGAGCCCAUGCCGAUGUCUAUGGCGCCCAUCUCCGGGGACAACAUCAGGCCGUUUAUCAGUAGGUGUGUAGUGUGUGAAGCACCUGCUAUGGUCAUGGCAGUGCACAGCCAAACAAUUCAAAUCCCGCCGUGUCCCAGUGGAUGGUUAUCGCUCUGGAUUGGCUACUCCUUCGUUAUGCACACCAGCGCAGGGGCUGAGGGCUCCGGCCAAGCCCUGGCUUCCCCGGGUUCCUGUCUGGAGGAGUUCCGCAGCGCGCCGUUCAUCGAGUGCCACGGGCGGGGAACCUGUAAUUACUACGCCAACGCCUACAGCUUCUGGCUCGCGACCAUAGAACGGCAUGAGAUGUUCAAGAAGCCGACUCCUUCCACCUUGAAAGCGGGAGAACUGCGGACUCACGUUAGCCGCUGUCAAGUCUGUAUGAGAAAACCCUGAGGACUUCUGACUUUCAGCUAACGUCACAAUAUGGUGCUAUCUGUUUUAACAGCAAUGAACCCUAGAAAUAUAGCCUAUGUACCUCACUGUUGUCGAAUAUGAAAACAGUAAAGUGCCUUAUAGAAAUCUGCAUAACUAACACCCCACCGCCCCCCUGCUUUUACUGGCCCUCUCUCCUUGCUGAAGAAAAGAGACAACCAAGAUAAGCUUCAAAUCUUGACAUACCAAAUGGCGCUUUUGAGCAAAAAGGAUAUCUAGAAAAUGCACUGAUCGUUGAACAAGGCGAGAGCUCAGUCAGAAAACUCAAAGGUGCUAGGAGGUGUACAGUGCCUUAGAUACUGUUUGACCUUCCCACCCCAGCUGUGUCAUUUUCGUAUUCUAUUUGGAUUCAGUUUUUCCUCCCCGGAGAUUAAUUGUCUGUUUUUACCCAUCUUCUUGGAGUUUCAAAUUUUUGCGGAUUCCUCGUUAUGUACGUAUUGUUUUUGUACAGAGUAACCCGAAUGUAAAGAAAAGUUUGGGGAGCGUCAAGUGGAGUUAAAAACUAAACAGUCCUAUCUUCCAAACCAUAUGGGUAAACUACGUCUUUCUGCUGUGUGUGGUACUAUGCAUCUUCUCCUACAGAAAAACACAAUUUUCCUGUGGAAUAACGUGGUCCAAAAGUGGUCAGAAAAAGAUAUAUAUUAUAUAUAUAUAUAUUAGUAAUUUAUAUAGAUAUCAGCAAUUAGGCAAAUCAAGUUUAGUUCCACUAUUAAAAUGAAGCUUACAUUCGUUUUCCUCUUUUUAAAAAAUCCAUUGUCUUCUGAGUUACAUGUCAACUGAAACCAAAGGAUUUCGGGUGACCCAGUGGUCUUUACACAGGUCACUUCACUACCCAAAUGACUGCUGCCAAAGAGAAACAAAUCCAGGUUCAUGGCUAUUCGUGUUUAUUAUAGUAAACCAUGUACUUUGAGCUUACUGUUUUUAUUCUGUAUUUAAUAAUUUCAGGGUCUUAAACACUAAUCACACACUGAAUGACUUGACUUUCAAAGUUGAACAGGCCUGACUUGUUAAUAUUCCUCAUUGUGUGGCGAGGUUGCGUCAGUAUUCUCAUUUAAGCCUCUCGGGCCUCACUUUCUGGCCCUCAACCCCUUGAUGUUUUGGAUGGGGCUGAUCUAGGCCGAGGGUGACAACCACAGAAAAAUGCCAGAAGAUUUUUAACGAGGACUAAGGCCUUUUGUGUAAUUUCUUAAAAUGUGUAUUUCUUAAAAAUUAAAAUUCGUAAUAAAACUAUUUGUGUAAAAAAAAAACACCUCUUAUUAAUUUGUGACCGGUGUGGAUCCAGAAUCGUUGAAUGCCUAUUACUGCGUAAGCAUCUAAUAAAUGCACAAGCUUAAUGCAAUUUAGGUCAUUUUUA
Ornithorhynchus anatinus (platypus) is the source of this 6687-nucleotide messenger RNA. It is a transcript of the gene COL4A1, whose product is annotated as collagen type IV alpha 1 chain. The transcript is spliced from 52 exons. The record is from RefSeq and is a predicted model, not a curated record. The coding region runs from base 291 to 5294 and encodes 1667 amino acids. Gene Ontology annotation, molecular function: extracellular matrix structural constituent. NCBI's taxonomy places the organism in Eukaryota, Metazoa, Chordata, Mammalia, Monotremata, Ornithorhynchidae. Gene Ontology annotation, cellular component: collagen trimer.